UAGGCUGAGAUUGAGUCGAAGGUUGGAAAGUUUUUGUAGUUUUUACAUUUAGACAAAAAGCAUUAUUCAUUCCCUCUGAAAAUUUAUAGUGCUUUUGAAAAGUAGUUUGAUGCUUUUAAGUUUAUGACAACCUGCUGUCUAACUUUACUGCUUCUCCGCGUAUGUGUCCAGUUGUGUCCUGGGUCCAGGCCAAGAGAUGACCUCAGCAGCGGAAGUGGGGGCAAAGAAAGCGAAAGUGUAAACAUAGGCCCAAAACUGAAAAGGCUGUCAGAAGAAUCAACUCUCGGGGCCACUGCGUGUGUCAACCUAUUCCUGGUCUAGUUGUUAUCUGUUACAGUUACAGGUCAGAGUACGCGAUAACGGUGACUGCUCUUUUCAAAGAGCGAAAGCAAGGGCGAUGCAUGAGUGCUCUGCUAAAGCGAGGGAGUGUACUAUAAAAUGUAAGCAUAAUAUUUGAGUGUUGCAGAAUUGAGGACAUUCCAAACUGUGGAGAAGUGCCUGAGACAGCCGGAGACAAAAUGUCGUCAGACAUGGGAGACGAGAAAGUGGUGGUGGAGAAAGAAACUCCUCAGAUGCGACGUAGCUUGUCCCUCUUCCAUGUAGUGGCCUUACUCGUCUCCAUCACAGGACAUGUGGCUAUUUUUAUCACCCCCGGCUCCAUCGUCGAAAUGUCAGGGUCGGUUGUGUCUACACUGGUCAUUUAUGGCAUUGGCACAUUCGUGGUCUACAGUCUCGCGCUUUGUUUUGCUGAACUCGGAACAAUUUUCCAGGGAGCUGGAGGACCAUAUGUCUACUUGGCUCUCACUUUCGGAAAUAUAUACGGAUUUCUUAUUGCAUGGGGCUACAUUGUGCUUAUUUCUGGCCCAUUUGUAGCCUUUGCCUCUCAAACUGCAGCACUGUACAUCAUCCGAGCUAUCUUCCCCAACAUGGACUGUCAGAAUAAAUGGUAUGACUUCAGCAUGGUGCUUCUCUCUGGAUGGAUACUGGUUACUUUAUUUUACAUGAACUGUUUCUACCUGAAAACUUUGCUGCGCAUCCAGAGUAUCUUGACGAUGUGUAAGAUGGUUGCAAUAGGGAUUGUUAUUGGAGCUGGUGUUUACAUAAUUGCCACACAAUCUCCAGAAAACUUUCAGAAGCCACUAGAAGGUUCUGUCACCAAUCCAGGGCACAUCUCUGUAGCUCUCCUUUAUGUCAUCUUUUCUAACGGAGGAUGGCAGGCAGUCACAACUCUCACUGAGGAGGUCAAGAAUCCUGCUCAAACCCUGCCUCGUGCUAUACAGCUGACAUUUGGCAUCAACAUCGUGCUCAUUGUCCUGACGUACAUUGCGUACAUGUCCGUCCUUGACAUGAGUGAAAUUGUGGAGACAAGGGCUAUUGCUAUUCUGUUUUGUCAACGCGUGUGGGAACCCCUGGUUCCUGUCGUGUCUGCUCUUGUGGCCUUGGCUUGUAUCGGAGCCCUCAACACAGGACUCAUGGGACAUUCCAGGGUGCUCUACGCCGCUGCUCGUAAGGGAGACAUGCCAAGUGUCCUGGGAACACUUCAUCCCACCAGCCGCACGCCCAUGGUGGCUGUCUUCGCCAUUACGACCUACGGAGGUGUGAUGGCGUUAACAGGGGCCACGACUCUCUUCAUGCAGUUCAUCGGGCUCUACUCUCUCAUCAUGGGACUCAAGGUCGUGUUAGCUCUUCUCUAUCUGAGGUACAAGAAACCCGAACUAUCUCGCCCAUAUAAGGUUCCAAUUUUGUUCCCGUUGCUCCAAGUGGUUGUCUGUGUGGGUCUCAUGUUCCUGAUCUUGGUCCAGGAGCCGGUGUCCAUGUUCGGAGGUUUGCUCAUCUACCUAGCAGGUUUUCCUAUCUACUGGGUCUGUGUGACAUGGAAAAACAAACCCAAGUCUUUUGGAAAAGCCAUAGGUAAAAUUACAUCAGUAAUCCAGAAGCUGUUUGUACAGGUACCUGGCUAGAUGCUGCUAUGGGACGUAAAAAUGUUCAGCAAGUCUUUCUCAACCUGACUACUUGUUGUCAUGACUAUCAUCACUUUGUGCCUCUGAAAGUCUUGGUAAAUCUUCUUUCAUUUAACUUCUUUUGGGGUGUCUGUUCCUCUGUAUCUUUUAGGUAUUCUGUGGGUGGAGGCCCGAAGGUCAGGCUGUUUGGGGUGCUGUCUCUAGGAAAUUUAUUGAACUCCGGCUAUGUGGGUCUAGAUUGAUGUGCAAUUAUAGACUAUUGAUGGUAUAAGGCGCAAGGCAGCCAUGUAGAUGAAAGUUAAUUUUUCAGAACGAGCCAAUUCUCUGUACAUGGAGAAAAAACUGAAAGCAGGUAUAUAUUGUGUGUAUAUUAUAGGGAUAAAAAGUGUUUUCUUACUCUGGGUUUUGUUUCCCCUUAUCCAGAAUCUAAUUUAAUUAAAAAACGAAGGUGCUAAAAAAGAAACACAGUCAAACAUUCACAUAGUUGAGUCAGUGGGAAGCAGAAAUAUUUUCUAUACCUACAAAUUUAUUUCAUAUACGUGUUUGAAAUACAAAGAAUAUAUAGGCUACAUGUUCAACAAAAAACUGGGGACAUGAAAAGCUGUUUUCUAUGUGCUGGUUCGCUAUGUGCUUACUAGACUGUAAAUGGGAAUCUCAGGAUUGGCUGGUUUGUGCUGAGCACUAUCGAUGUGCUAAUUGCGCCUUUGUAAAAAUCUUUUAUUAAUCUCAUUUUGUACUCUGAUAUGCCUUUAGACAUGAUAGAGGUAUUAAGAAGAACAACUGUUUGUAUUUCAGUUUUGGCUGUACUUUAAAAAAGAAUUCCUUUUUUGACCAAAACGAAUAAGAUAUUCGAAAAAAAAUUUCUGGGGGGUCCUGGACCUACUUUACAAUUAAAUAGCUACUUUGAAAAGUCAUACUUUGUUUUGUCGUUGAACUUGAAAACUGGUGACUCAUUUCUACAGGGUUCUUAUUUUGUCAUAUCAGUAUGUUGUUUGUCAUAAAACUUUUAUUGUUUUACAACGAUACAAUAAAACUUCUUCUGUUAUGAAUUGGCUGUUACUCCAAGGGUGUAAUAUGAACCCUGGUAUUUUGAUUUUUGGAAGGGAGUGGGAGUAUGGAAUUCUAUACUGAAACUUUAUGUUUGUUCGUUCAAGUUAUAGAAUGACAUGUGACUUUACACACUUCAAAAUGAUACUGUCGUUCUAAAUCGUGAGUGUCAGUUUAUUUUAGCCUUGUAAACCCCAUUUUGUCUGCAAACACUAUAGGUUUCUGUAGGACAUGUUUGCUGAAGGACUCCUUGAUGAAUAAAUUUUAGUAGAAUUCCUACCAAA
Aplysia californica (California sea hare) is the source of this 3292-nucleotide messenger RNA. RefSeq names its product cystine/glutamate transporter. Bases 519 to 1961 code for a protein of 480 amino acids. Gene Ontology annotation, molecular function: L-amino acid transmembrane transporter activity. NCBI's taxonomy places the organism in Eukaryota, Metazoa, Mollusca, Gastropoda, Aplysiida, Aplysiidae. The transcript is spliced from 12 exons. The record is from RefSeq and is a predicted model, not a curated record. Gene Ontology annotation, cellular component: membrane. Gene Ontology annotation, biological process: amino acid transmembrane transport.